Molecule: messenger RNA, 1395 nt
Organism: Aplosporella prunicola CBS 121167
Lineage: Eukaryota; Fungi; Ascomycota; Dothideomycetes; Botryosphaeriales; Aplosporellaceae
Exons: 8
Coding region: 79-1395 (438 amino acids)
Source: RefSeq, a predicted model, not a curated record
CUCACAUCAUCAUCCUCCACACCCUAGGUUCCCGCGACUACGCCAGCAAACGUGACGCCAAGGUGAACCACCACCGUCAUGUCUAACCAGUCGAUUCUUCGCAUCUCGCGCGAGCUCUGUGAUAUUCAGAGAGGCUCCGAUCUGUCUCUAGCUGUUGCUUGUCGGGACAGCGAUGUCCGCUCUGUUCGCGCCCUCAUCAUCGGCCCGCCAGACACGCCGUAUGAGUUUGGCUUCUUCGAGUUCUCGGUCAAGUUUGGAAAGGAAUAUCCUGCCAAGGCACCCUCUGUCCAGUGCAUCACCACCAAUGGCGGUCGGACCCGCUUCAACCCGAACAUCUACGCCCAGGGCAAAGUCUGUCUAUCGAUUCUUGGGACUUGGCGAGGCGAACGAGGCGAGGAAUGGUCCUCCGCCCAGGGUCUGGAGUCUAUCCUGAUCUCUAUCCAGAGCUUGAUGUCGCCCGACCCUUACGAGAACGAACCGGGCUUCGAAGAAGCCAACUCCGAUUACGACAAGAAGCUCAAAGCAGCCUACAUUGCAAAGAUACACCACGAAACAAUGCGCGUUUCAGUGAUUGAAAGGCUUGAAGACUAUCUGAAGAUCAUCCCGCCCGAGAAGAAGGGCGCUGUCCGCUACGAUGCAGAGGAAGACUAUCAAUCCUCUGACGCUGACAUCUUCGAGCCAUUCAAAGAUCUCUGCAAGCGACGGUUCCUUUGGUACUACAACUCGUACGUGAAGAAAAUUAACGAGGUCAAGGAUAAGCACAAGGAGAAUGCCAAGUUCGAGCGGAUGCCCUUCGAGGGACCCAGCAAUGAGAUGGUUGGCAUGUUCCAAUAUGAAAGGUUGCUCAACCGUCUGGCUGCUAUCCGCGAGGCACUGGAAAAGGAAACAUUGAGUUGGAUAGAUGAUGGUCUGCAGGCUAGCAAGCAAGAGCUCAGCAUUGCCAACAAUCUGCAACGCCAGUUUGAGCAAACCACUGACCACUUCGAGCAUGCCGAUAGCGUCCAGCUCGACUUUGAGCUAGUUCAGGGCAACCCGUUCGUUUGGAAGGUCGUUCUCUUCGGACCACCUAUGUCUAACCUUGACGGAGGCAUCUUCAACAUCAAGAUCUACUUGUCCACACAUUUCCCGGAUAUUCAGCCUCGUGUCAAGGUUGAAACGCCUCUCUUUCAUCACCGCAUAUCUAAGGACGGGGUACUCUGCUACAGCGCGCGUCGCUCCGAUGAUUUGAGGAGCCAUAUCGAGGCCAUUGUGGAGGCUAUCAAGGAUGACAACCCCACGUACGAUCCACGAACACUGGUCAAUCCAGAGGCGUCAGCACUCUUCUGGGGCACCCCAGAACAGAAGAAGCUGUACAGCCGCCAGCUGAGACGUAGCGCGCAAGCAAGCUUCGAGUAA